This is a messenger RNA of Amoebophrya sp. A25, 214 nucleotides long. The record is from the annotation of a GenBank genome assembly. NCBI's taxonomy places the organism in Eukaryota, Dinophyceae, Syndiniales, Amoebophryaceae.
CUCUCUCUGACGAAUCGCGGGAAUCAGAGAUGAAAUGGAGUCUUAUGCCAAACGCAAAGUCGAAGAAGGUCGUGGACAUCAAGGAAGACGCGCUUUUGAGGAGUCAAGACAAAUUCAGUCUGAGAAUGCAGUUGAGACGGGCGUUAAGUCAAGCUCUGCGUCAUUUCCGUGACAACGCAGUUUCCUACAACACACUAGACAUCGCGAAUUUGAU